Bacidia gigantensis is the source of this 813-nucleotide messenger RNA. RefSeq lists its product as uncharacterized. The transcript has 2 exons. Bases 1 to 813 code for a protein of 270 amino acids. Lineage: Eukaryota; Fungi; Ascomycota; Lecanoromycetes; Lecanorales; Ramalinaceae. The record is from RefSeq and is a predicted model, not a curated record.
AUGUCGUACAACGCAAUACGAGUCUGCGAUUGUACUACGAGUGUAGAAACCGGACAUUCUACGAACGUGCAAUCUAUUGAGACUAUGGGCAAAGGCAAACCCAAGAGCAAAAGGCAGUCUUUCCUCACGGACCCGGUAAAGGGUGGAAUCCGGAAAGCCAAGCUCAAAGAGAAGAAAAAGGCCCAAAAAGUACUCAAAGGCGGCGAACAAAGGCAUGCACUGGAUCAGGUAUGGUGGACCACUAGAAAGCAAGCGAAACAAUGGGUUUCCCACGCUCAGAGAGUCGGUAAAUUUGGCAAGCUAAGCAGUCAAGCAUGGGGCCAAUUCUUCCGACUCCUUAAAUCGCCAACCAGAUUCACGUUUGACGAAGCUAUGAAGAACCCGGAGCAAGAACUCAUUAUUGGCUGGAUUUUCAACGUUUUCUGGAGAGAGCGAGAGGAAGCCUCCCGCGCAAACGGAGUGAACGACUACGAGUCGCCUGAUAAUUGGUGGGACAUGAAUGCCUUGCCAGGCAGCCAGGCGCCUUCACAUCGAGCCGACGUAUCCGCAGAACAGACAGAUCGUGAGAAGCGUUCGAAAGUGAAUAAGUUACCUGCAAUAGGCUUCGGGCCUAAGAUUUCCACUGCGGAGUCCGGUCUUGAUAGGUAUUUUGCACCGAGACCAGCCGCCAAAGCCCCCAGCUCCAAAGCCGUUGAGCUUUCUCAGGAUGAGGAUGAAGUGGGAGAUACGGUGUCGGAGACUGAAGAGGAGUCUGAGGACGGCGAGGAUUGCUUUAUGGGGGGUGUAGCACUGCCGCUGCGGCCGAAAGGCUAG